AUACAGAAAAUUUCUCUUAUACCCUCAGUCAAAGUCACCACCACACAAACUUCUCUUUCUUCUUUCACGACAAAGACUCAUGACCGCACCGUCCGCACGCUGAACGCUUCAUCGACCACCACCACCGACGAACCGCACACUUAACGCACCACCACCACCACCACCACCGGCGGACCGCGUACGCACGACCACCACCACGACGAACUGCCUCGACAGAAUCAGAUCCGUUCUAAAGUUCCUGGAUUUGCAACUGGUUGUGCAACCUCAAUCUCAAUGGCUGACUCCAGUCCAACUGCAUCUACUUCUAAUGGCACCCCCACAUAUUCUUGUUUCCAACGAACGGUUACUCUAUACGAUUGGUGGCUUGUUAAAUCUCAAAAAGACUUCCAAGGGAAGUGUGUAGCCAUCUCUGGCAUCUCUUCCAGAAAGGAAGAAGCGGUCCGUAUAUUCAAUUCUGCUCCUAUUAUCAAAAGAUAUGAUGAGUUUUCCCUUGAGACUGCCGAUGGUAUAUAUGUUCUCAUCAGGGGUUUCAUCCACAAGCAACACACGCUGGAUAAUGGUUUUACUUCCGAGAUUUUCAAGAGUUUUUUAUUCGGCUUUCCUCAAAACUGGGAAAGUUGUGCUCUAGGUUGCUUCAGAGAAGAAGCAGAAGUUGGUGCUUAUUCGGUCAAUGUUGUUAUGGAUAAUGUAUCUGCAGGUUUUGAAGAAAUCUCGGCUGACGGUGAGGAAAAAUCCAUUCCUACUUCGUUGAUAUUGCCUGAAGAGGCCCCAGAAAAUUGCAAGACACCAUUCCUUGGAGAUGGAUGCAAAGUCUCAAAGGGGUUGAGUGGGAUAGAUGUUGCUUGUGGUAGGGGUGGAAAUAGGCGUAGUAGCAGGUUGCAUAAUAUUAAUGCGUAUCAGCGGAAGAAGCAUAAGAAGCAGCAUGCAUCUAGAAGUCCUCUCAAGUGUCCCGAUGAAGAACCGAGCUAUACCUCCAAGGCCGUGGAAAAUUGUAAUUCGGAUACUGCUGUGCUUGAUAAUGUAUCAGCAAAUCUUCUAGAAAUCCCAUCUGAUGCCGUGGAAAAUUCUUUCCCUACGUCUUUGGUAACCCCGGAAAAGGCCAUGGAAGAUUGCAAUAAGUUAUUCCUUGAAGAUGAACACGAUAUGUCAAUUAAGACGGGUGAGGUCAAUGUUGUUCAUGGUAGUGGUGUGAAUAGACGUAGUGCCCGGUUGCAUAAUGUUAAACUCUACCAGAAGAAGCAACCUGCUAUUGGAGGUCCUGCAACACAUCCUGAUAAAGACCAGACCUCUGCCUCAGCUGCUUUGGAGAAGAGUGAUGGAAGGUCGGAAACUCUAUCAACACCCGUUCAAUCACAAAAGGGAAUAGUAAACACAUUAUCUGGGCAGGUCUCUAAUAAAUCCAGAUCCAGAAUUUCCAAAACUCCUUCAGCAAAAACUGAAGGAUGUUAUAAGAAAAAAAGGGUGACGGUUGAAAGAGAAGCUGUCCGGCCUAAGAGAAAAAUUAUUAAAUCCGCAUCUUCUGUAAAAUCUCCACAAGGAAGUGAUGUUAGUCCACUGAACAAGGGAAGUAAACAGAGAUUAUCCACAAUGUCUCCGGAGUCCUUGAGUCUCAAAAAAUCUAGAUCUGGUAGGUUACUUAUACCUCCCUUGGAGUUUUGGCGCAAUCAAAUACCUAUUUUUAAUAGGGACCAUGAAAUUACUGGAAUUCAGGAAGGCUCGUCUUUGAUAUCACCUUUUAGAGGCAUUUCACCAUCAUUGGGCAGGCCAACUAACCUAAAUAGUUCUCACUAACAAACACCCAAUUGAGGUUCCGGAGAAGGAUAGGAUUAGCCCAAGUUAUUCAGAAUAUUUCUUUAUGUUAUUUGUGAAGGAGAUCACUGGUUUCUUUAGAUUUCUUUUACAAUUUGAUCAUCAUUGUUGUUGCUUAUUUGGUAAUAGUAAUUGUUUACUGGGGAAUGUCUGAGCUGGAGAAAUAGAAUUCUAAUCCACCGGCUGCAUUAUUUAAUCUUCGGAAUAGAUGUUCUUCUAAUUUUGACAUGAUACUUUGCACACCUAUCUUGAAUCGUUGUCCUAAUUUUAUUGUUGACUUCAGUAAGUUAAGAGUAUAAUAAGUCAAAGUUGUAUUCUGAAACAUGCAGGCUCAUGAUCAAGUUAAUAGAUCCAAAUCCAAAGUUAGAAUAGUAAUUGUCUUAUAUGAAUUAAAUAUCUAAUCUUAAUCAAGUGUCUGCAUGUUUUGUAAUAUAUGGGUAAUUAACUAGCUUCAAUGCUGGCUCGAACGAAAUCUCCACCACCUGGAGAGGAAAACAAAUCAGUGCCUUAACGUGAAUAAAGUUGUGCAUUGAACAAAAUAAUUUAGGCUACUCCAACAUGUCAAAGCAUCAGUUGCACCAAGCCUGUUUCUCCUUUUCGAAUGCACUAGGCGCAGUUUAAAUAAAUGUAUUUUAGUUUAAAUGUUUUAGUUCUCCCAUCAAUGAACCCAUCUGUCUUUAUUUUCUUUUCACAUUGUUUAUCCAAUUUUUUUGGUUUCGGUGACUGUUGCCAUCCUUUCUUUUGGUAUAUGGAAGGAAUUCCCAAAAUUGAGCAAAAUUGAAUAGACAAGAGAAUGAUUCUAACUCGAAUAAAGAUUAAUCAGAAAAUUGAGAAAAGAGUUCUGAACCUUGUACUCAAGGCUACCCCAAAGGAGCACUCUCCUUUCAAUAGAGCAAAACAGGGUUUAUUUUUAAUCUUUUCAAUUAUUUUGAAACAUGGAGAAAUCUAUUUGCUUAUUAAUCUUUUCAAUUAGUUUUUUUUUUUUUUUGGUUUUUUCUUAUCCACGCUUUCAUAAAUCAAGGGUAUAUGCACAUCAACCAAUGAGAACAACUAUAUGCAACUCCACAUCUGCAAAUUCAAAAGUUUGUUACAAGUUUCUUGUGGGUACCACAUGUAAAUCCAUUCAUGUGGCUUGUUCUUAUUGGUUGAUGGACAUAUACCCUCAAUUUAAGAAAGGGUAGAGUAGGCCUCUAUUACUGUUUAACUUGACUAAU
This is a messenger RNA of Trifolium pratense (red clover), 3023 nucleotides long. RefSeq names its product kinetochore-associated protein KNL-2 homolog. The record is from RefSeq and is a predicted model, not a curated record. The transcript has 10 exons. The coding region runs from base 274 to 1791 and encodes 505 amino acids. NCBI's taxonomy places the organism in Eukaryota, Viridiplantae, Streptophyta, Magnoliopsida, Fabales, Fabaceae.